Penicillium vulpinum is the source of this 324-nucleotide messenger RNA. RefSeq lists its product as uncharacterized. Bases 1 to 324 code for a protein of 107 amino acids. The transcript is spliced from 2 exons. The record is from RefSeq and is a predicted model, not a curated record. Lineage: Eukaryota; Fungi; Ascomycota; Eurotiomycetes; Eurotiales; Aspergillaceae.
AUGUCCCAAGUACACCGGCAAAAAAUCAGCAAGGAAUCCGAAGAAGCGCAACCACAGCUUCAAUCCCCUCCCAAUCACACAGGAGGCCGCGAGCCCGCAAAACUUGCACGAAGAGCGCCCGCGCCACAAGAGUAUGAGGACGAUGUAAUGCCAGCUCCUCUUUCUGGUAGGAGGAUUAGUCUGAUUCGCGGUGCGCGAAUCAGGGAUCGACCAGCGAAAGUGGACGAGGAGGAAGGCAGUUUGAAGAUCAAAAUUGACCUGCUGGAAGUUGAGGUAGAGCUCUAUACACAAGUUAGGGGCGAUGUGACCGUUGGUCUACUGUAA